CAACGUCCUUCUCCGUACCGCCAUUGAACCUGCUCCAUUCUUAGUAUUCUGGAUUUUUCAGAUGUUAUCAUGGUUUGUAGUUGCUUUACGCUUUCGGUUUCCAUUUUCCCUCCUCCAUUCUAUUGUUUCAGUUAUAAGCUUGGUUUGGCUUUCCUUCCUUUGCUUGUUGGUCUGUUCUUUUGAGCCUUUCGUUUCUAUUCGCCUGCUCCAGCAACAUUGUCUCGGUAAGUCAUUCAUUUAUCGGUUUAUAUGCUUUUUUGCUAUUGCUGCUUAUGAACUGUGCAAGCUUGGCCCAUUUUUCCCACUAACUUUGUUCUUUUUUCCCACCUUCCCUUGCUAAUAAAUGCUGGACGAUAUAUGCCUCUGCUUUUGUGCUUUAUUUUGAUGUCCUUGUUUGUCGAAUUUGGCCGCAUUUUCGUCCUUGCUUGGAGCCUGCUAUGGAGCUCAUCUUCUCUUAUGUGUUCUGGUAGAAAUUCCCUUGCAGGAGGUCAAUUUCUAUUUACCUUUGGGUUGUAUUUGUAAAAACCAUAACUCUAUCACUGUUGACGGCUAUUGGAAGAAGGACUGUAGCUGUUUCUUUGCUCUGUCCAACCCACCACUGUUUCUUUGCUCUGCCAACCCGCCGCUGCAGGUAGAGCUAUGCAUUGUUGCCGGCAUUUUCUGCUUGUGCUAAUGCUGCUUCUUCGUUUUGCUCUCCUUCAUAAAGAUUGGUCAGGUGAGCCAGCGGCCAACCGACGUUUUAUCCAUCAAAAUAGAGAGAACAAGGUGAACAUUUUUAUGCCCUUUGUAUUUCUUUCUUGUGCAAUUUUGCAGAUUUGAUUGGAACCUGAGGUGCAUUUUCUCCAAAAGACUUCCAGUUGAUCUCAUCUCAAGCGGACUCUCAGGCAGACAGACACCCAAAAAGACUCCAACUUUCACUAAUGGCGACUAUCCGAAUGAUUGAUAUAGCAGUCAGUCUCACUGAUGGUAUGUUCAAAGGAAUAUACAACGGCAAGAAAUACCAUGUGGCAGAUAUUGUUGCAGUACUCAGCAGGGCUUGGAGCGUCGGUGUUGAUCGAAUUAUUGUUACUGGUGGAUUUCUAGAGGAAUCAAAAGAAGCUCUUGCUAUUGCUGAAACUGAUGCAAGACUUUUUUGCAUGGUUGAUGUGCACCCAACAAGAUGCAAAGAAUUUGAUGAGAGUGGGGAUCCCGAAAAGCAUUUUCAGUCUCUUCUCUCAUUGACUAAAGAGGGGGUUGAGAAAGGAAAGCGAUUGGUGAAUGUGGACUGGACUAUGACAGGCUUCAUUGCUAAAAGAAUCCAAUGCCAGAUGAUUUGGGGAAGCGUAGGGGAAUCCAAUGCCAUAAACAUUGCUAAAAGAAUUGGCUUUGAUGAGAAGAUAAUUAACUGUGCCCAAGCAUGGAUAAACAAGUUGACCCCACAGAAGGUAUUGAUGCAGAAAGAUUUGCUGCACCAGUGACUAAUGGAAGAAAGAAGUAGAUUAGAAAUUCAAGCAAAUAAAGCUGCAUCUCUUCACUUGGAUAUUAUGAGCAUUUAUUAUGAGAAAAUAAAUGCGGCAGAUGACUUUGAAGGGCGUGAGACAGCUCUUGAGACCAAGGAGAGCCAACAGAUCCAACAGAAAUUGAAGGCUGUGAAGAAGGAAAUUUAAGAUAUAGUGCAUGAAUUUGAGAACCAACUUAAAAAUGCUAAUGCAGAUAAGUACAAUCUGCUGCUGAAGAAAGCAGAGUCUGCAAUUGCAUCCCUUGUUGAAGCUCAUCAGCCUACUGAUGGUCUUUCUAUUGGGAAUACGGACAGUAGGUUGCAUGUACCACAGCCUGGUGAGCAAAUGUAUGUCAAUGGACUUGGGGAAAAAGUUGGCUACUGUAAUUGAAGCACCUGGAGAUGAUGACAUGGUCCUUCUCCAACAUGGAAAAGUCUGAGUACAUGUGAAUAAACACAGUGUAGGAGCUCUUGCAAAUACUGUCAACUUUUGGGAACACACAUUAUUCAUCAACUUCUCAAUUUGGACAUAUCAUGGACAGUUGUUCUGAAAUUGGAUAUUAAUUGCGAGAGGAAACUCGUACUGCAUGUGGACAUUAGCUCUCGGCAUCAGUUAAGCAGAAGACAAUGGGCAUUUUUUCUGCACAAUUGCCUAAAUGUUUUUCGUAUAUUUCAUAGCACAAUGCUCUCUAUUUGGGAAGCAAUGUGAUAUAUAGGUAUCAACAGACAACCUGCUACUGCUUUGUGGAAAGGCUUCUACAUUGCAUAGAUCAGCUGAUGCUUUUAACCAUUGACUGGAACAUAUAUUGCCUUGUAAUGUUUGUUUACCUCCAAAGCCAACAGUUAAACAUCCUUGCGUGCUUCACCUAAUUAUGAUUAGCUUGCUUUAUGUCAAUUAAUCGUUCUAUAUUGGAAAGUUAAGACACUA
Messenger RNA from Coffea arabica (coffee), 2405 nucleotides. The record is from RefSeq and is a predicted model, not a curated record. NCBI's taxonomy places the organism in Eukaryota, Viridiplantae, Streptophyta, Magnoliopsida, Gentianales, Rubiaceae.